AUGCCGCCACAGACUUAUAUAUACAUAUGUAAUCUGCCAUUUGCCUUUCUGUAUACCACCCUCUCGGUCGACUGUGGAAUUCUUUUUCGUGUGGGUGAAGGUUGUGGAGCCAUGUUACAGAUGUUUGGUGGAGCGGGGAGGUUUUUAUUGGAGAAGAUGGGGAAUAUAAUAAAGAAGCCGGAGGCCAAGAUCGUCGGCGUCGAUAUCAAAGAUUUGAGCCGCGACGGGGUGACGUACAACGCCAGGGUCUCUGUGAGCAACCCCUAUAUCGUUCCCAUACCCAUUGGCGAGAUCUCUUACACCCUCAAGAGCGCCGACAGGAUGAUAGUAUCAGGGAAGAUUGGGAGGCCAGGGUCGCUGCCGGGGUAUGAGGAGAUAGUGUUGGAGGUGCCAGUGAGGGUGGCACACACCGUACUCCUGAGCUUGAUGGAGGACAUUGGUGCUGAUUGGGACAUCGACUACCAGUUGGAUUUGGGUCUGACUAUUCAUCUUCCUCUCGUUGGUGACCUCACUAUUCCUGUUUCCUGGAAAGGGGAGAUCAAGCUCCCUACUCUCUCUUCCAUCCUCUGA
Messenger RNA from Vitis riparia (riverbank grape), 570 nucleotides. Its product is annotated as desiccation protectant protein Lea14 homolog. Gene Ontology annotation, biological process: response to desiccation. Gene Ontology annotation, cellular component: cytosol. Lineage: Eukaryota; Viridiplantae; Streptophyta; Magnoliopsida; Vitales; Vitaceae. The record is from RefSeq and is a predicted model, not a curated record. The coding region runs from base 1 to 570 and encodes 189 amino acids. The transcript has 2 exons.